Messenger RNA from Rattus rattus (black rat), 1482 nucleotides. Its product is annotated as putative sperm motility kinase W. Gene Ontology annotation, cellular component: cytoplasm. NCBI's taxonomy places the organism in Eukaryota, Metazoa, Chordata, Mammalia, Rodentia, Muridae. The record is from RefSeq and is a predicted model, not a curated record. Gene Ontology annotation, biological process: protein phosphorylation; intracellular signal transduction. The coding region runs from base 1 to 1482 and encodes 493 amino acids. The transcript has a single exon. Gene Ontology annotation, molecular function: ATP binding; protein serine/threonine kinase activity.
AUGGCGAGGCACUCCCAAAAGAAGAGCAUAGGGCGUCAGUAUAAGAUGCUUUCUUCCAUUGACCACGGUGAAUUCGGCACAGUGAAACUCGCCUGCCACAGGAAAACCGAGGCCCUCGUGGCCAUAAAGACUAUACAGAUCACAGAGAGGUGCAUAAAAAGGAUCCUGUCAGAAGUAUCAAUACUCAAGAUGCUACACCAUCCAAAUAUUAUUUGCCUCUAUCAAGUGCUGGUAACAGAAAAACAUGUUCACCUUGUGACUGAGUUUGCUCCAGGAGGAAACUUAUAUGAUUUGAUAGCUGAAGAUGGCCCCCUUCAGGAAGAAGUGGCAAAGAAAAAUUUUGGACAGAUCGUGUCAGCAAUCAAAUACUGCCACACACUCGAUAUUGUCCACCGGGACAUUAAACCACAAAACAUCGUGGAAGAUGAAGACGGGCUCAUGAAGGUCAUCGAUUUUGGCCUUGCAGCACAUCAGAGACCUGGCACCUUACUGAGUGGGAAAUGUGGGACCAAACGUUUUGCUGCACCAGAGAUUUUACUCGGGGAGCCAUAUGAUGGAAAAAAGUCCGAUGUGUGGAGUCUGGGCGUGCUGCUCUACUUUAUGACCGCCGGGUACGUCCCCUUCAAAAGAGUUACCGAUAAAGAUACUGGGGAAGAGAUCAUUACACGGACCUAUGCUAUCCCAUCUCACUUUUCUGGGCAGCUCGAAAAUCUUAUUCACCAAAUGCUCACAGUUCCCAUAGAGAAGAGGCCCUUCAUUGAGGCUAUUGAAGAACACCCAUGGGUCAUAAAGUCUGAACCAAAUAUGUCACCUAAGACCUACCCAGACACCCAAAUAAUAGAUGUGCUCUGUGGCAUGGGGUUUAAUGCCAGUGAGAUUAGGGAGUCAUUGAAAAACCAAAAAUUUGAUGAACCAAUGGGGGCAUAUUUAAUUUUGAAAGAACAAGAAGACAAGAGGGUUGCGUAUACAUCAAUCACAUCAUCCAAGCCUCUGAACCUGUGCCGUACCCCAUCCCCAUCCAAGUCAUAUCCCUCUGUCCCUGGUCUUCCCCUAGUGAGAAGGGGCAGUGAGCCCAACUUUUGCCCACUCCACAUCUGGCCCUCAGGAGAGCAUGGGCCUGUUGCCUUGGCACCGCCAAGAUACAAGGUGGCCAGAAGUGUCUCUAUGCCUCCCAUUUCUGUAGAUUGUACCAACAAGAAGAGCAGUACUUUUAGCUGUUACCUCCAUUCUGGACAUGGGAGUGACCCAUGUAUCUGCAGAAGCCUAUUGGAGGACGAAUUGCCUGUGCUUCCUGACCAAGACUAUGACAUUGAAACAUCAUCUCCCCCUCAGCAGAUGGGGUGCUUUAAGAGACUGAGGAACAGCAUCAGGGAGUGCCUGUCAAGACUCAGUUGUUUGCCCAGGGCUUGGAAGAAAAGAACCCAGCAAAGAUUCUCCAAGAAAGUGGCACCCCUGAAAGAGGCAGGAGGCCAAACCCAAUGA